AUGAUGUCAUGUGAUAUUGGUUCAAGUUCGGGUAAAGACCCUAGAACUACAUCAGCUACUAUUCCAACUAAUAAUCCAAAAUUUUCAGUUGUACCAGUAAGUGACACAAUAAUUGCUCCAAUUCUUCCAUCUAAUACAGCUAAACAAAACUCUAUUAGUUAUAUGCAAUAUCAUAAUGCUAUUAAUCCUUAUGAUAUCUAUAAAUAUCAAAAUAAUACAGCAUAUGCAACUACGACGGAAUUAAACCAUGCUUCAUCUUUAACAAGUUCAUCUUCAUUAUCAACUUAUGGUUCACAAAUAGGUUUUGAGCAACAACUUCCUUUGCAGCCACCGCAACAACUAGCUCAACCACCAUCACCACAACAACAACAGCAACAAAUUCAAGAAUCUGCAUAUCAACCUAUGUAUCCAUACGUAGACUCACAAGAAAAUAAUUAUGUGCAGCCUUACCCUUUUAAAGAUAAUAUUCCUUUCAAGUUAAAUAUAUUCAAUAAUCAAAAUGCUCCAAUUCAAAUCCAACAUCAUGAACAAUUAUCUAACAAUUUCAAUUCUCAAAACCACAUUCAACAUGUAAUUCAAAAAAGAUCUGUGAUAUCUCCUGUUGUAGUGUCACUGGUUGGUGUAAAAGACAACCAAGUUUCAACACCUCCAACUUCUCCCAGCGUAUAUCAGAAUAAUUCUUUCUAUUCUCAACAAUAUCAUCAACUUAGUACUCAUAAUUCAGUUCCUACAACUAGUAGUACUUUAACAUAUGAAGUUGAGGAUCAACAUAACCAUGACGGAUUUUUUAAUACAGAUAUUUUUAGUAUUGGUGAUGCAACAACAGCAGCUGCCGCAGCUGCAGCAGCUACAGUUGCUUCGAUGUCUGGUCCAUCUAUUUUGCCAAAUUCACAUAUUAAAAAGUUUGCUAAUUCUUUAGCUCAUCCUUCAGUAAUUAUUCCAAAUACACCUAUUUCAGAAGGAGAUUUUGAAAAUUCUCCAAAAUAUAUUACUACUGCUAACAAUGAUACACAGAGUUCCAAAUCUCCUACCGUCAUUCUUGAAUCUCAACUUUCACCUUAUAAUAAUAUGAGAAGAUCCAUAUCUUCUUCUAGUGUUAUUAAAUCAAAUGUAAUUAAAAAAGAAUCUUAUUCAGAUCCUACGUCUCCUAUGGAUGUUAAUAAAGCCUUGGCCUUAGCUACAAAGGCUUAUUCAAGACAUUUAAAUAAUGCAGAUAUUUAUGAUGAAGGUAGUGAACAUCAUGAUCAUGAUCAUGAUGAAUUUGAUGAUGAUUACAAUUCGAGACAUCAUUCAUUACCAUCCACUUAUCAUCGUAAAUCUGGUGGUUCGAAUAAUGGGAAUGAUGUGGUCAAUAAUCCAAACAUUAAAAACUUUAGGAAUGUCGUUUAUCAAUUAUACAGUGAACGGAAGAUCAAAGAGAUUAAAUUGAUUGAACCACAUUUAAAAUGCUUUAAGAAUCACUGUAACAUUAAAUUCAAUAACUACUUUGACUACAUAAAUCACUGUUAUUUUGAAAAUAACAAACUAAAUUUUGUAGAGUUUAGAUCAUUCCGAUGUCCUGUACGGGAGUGUCCAAUGAACUUAAUUGGAUAUGAAAAGAAGGCUAAUUUAAGACAUCAUGUGGUAAUUGAACACUUUCAAAGAGGCCAAGUUAUGACUAAAUAUCAAAAUUAUUGUAAUGAAUUAACACAAAUAAUUUAUGUAUGUGGUCAUGAAGACUGUGGCAAAGGAUUUUAUAGAAGAGAUAGUUUGACGAGACACUUAAAAUUAGUGCAUCAAAAUCAUCUAUCACUAUUUAAUCAGAAAAAGAGACAAAUGCUGUUGGUACAAAAUAAAGCCGAUCAUAUUGAAGAAGAAUAUGAACUUGGCAUUACUCCAAAAAGGAGAAAGACUGGAACUUAA
Messenger RNA from Scheffersomyces amazonensis, 1902 nucleotides. It is a transcript of the gene RME1, whose product is annotated as Rme1p. NCBI's taxonomy places the organism in Eukaryota, Fungi, Ascomycota, Pichiomycetes, Serinales, Debaryomycetaceae. The transcript has a single exon. Bases 1 to 1902 code for a protein of 633 amino acids. The record is from RefSeq and is a predicted model, not a curated record.